Melopsittacus undulatus (budgerigar) is the source of this 5789-nucleotide messenger RNA. RefSeq names its product RIMS binding protein 2 (gene RIMBP2). NCBI's taxonomy places the organism in Eukaryota, Metazoa, Chordata, Aves, Psittaciformes, Psittaculidae. Gene Ontology annotation, biological process: neuromuscular synaptic transmission. Gene Ontology annotation, molecular function: protein binding. The coding region runs from base 73 to 4380 and encodes 1435 amino acids. The record is from RefSeq and is a predicted model, not a curated record. The transcript has 22 exons.
CGAGAUUUGGCUGUAAAGGGAAAACACCAGCUCCAAGCCAAGCUGGAGAACUUAGAGCAGGUCCUAAAGCAUAUGCGAGAGGCUGCUGAACGGCGGCAACAGCUGGAGUUGGAGCAUGAGCAAGCCUUGGCUGUUCUCAACGCCAAACAGCAGGAAAUUGAACUCCUGCAGAAGGCUCAGGUUGAAGCUAAGAAGGAACAUGAAGGAGCAGUUCAAUUGCUAGAGAACACCUUGGACAGCAUGCAGGCCAAGGUCCGAGAGCUAGAGGAGAAAUGCCGGAUGCAGAGCGAGCAGUUUAACCUCUUAUCCAGAGAGCUGGAGAAGUUCCGACAGCAAGCAGGGAAGAUUGAUCUCCUGAGCAGUAACUCGGUGGCAUCCUCAGAUAUCUCUGGUUCUCCCGGUAAAUCUCUAUCCCAGUUAAUGAAUGGAAUAGCCACUUCUAUAGGCAAAGGUCAUGAAAGUCCUUCUGGAAGUCGUUGUGUGAUUUCAGAGUUUAUACGACCCCUUCAAAUAUCUGGAGACAAACCAGAACAAUUGUCUGUCAAACCUACAUUCCUGUCCAAGUCAAGAUCUGGUACCCCAAGAUGCAGAUUUGAUUCAGACAUGGAUAAUGAUCAGAAUUCCAAUACCUCAAAGCAGAGAUAUUCUGGGAAAGUCCAUCUUUGCAUUGCCCGAUAUAGUUAUAACCCUUUUGAUGGACCAAAUGAAAAUCCGGAAGCAGAGCUCCCCCUUACGGCAGGAAAGUACCUUUAUGUGUAUGGAGAUAUGGAUGAAGAUGGCUUUUAUGAAGGGGAACUUCUAGAUGGACAAAGAGGACUAGUCCCUUCAAACUUUGUGGAUUUUGUUCAAGACAAUGAGACCCGAUUAUCAAGCACAUUAAGCAGUGAACAAGAUCAGAAUUUUAUCAACCAUUCAGGUCCUGUUUUGGAAGGAGAUCUCUUGGAGAUAAGUCCACCAAGUCAUGUAGACUCUAGUGUAAUCAGCAAUGGCGCAGGGACUCUGGAUGUGAACAUUGAUGAAAUUGGAGAAGACAUUGUGCCUUAUCCUAGAAAAAUCACCCUUAUUAAACAACUAGCCAAAAGUGUCAUUGUGGGCUGGGAGCCACCGGUAGUGCCACCCGGAUGGGGAACCAUUAGCAGCUACAAUGUUCUGGUUGACAAAGAAGUACGGAUGAACAUAGCCUUGGGAAGCAGAACGAAAGCUCUUAUAGAAAAGCUUAAUAUUUCUACUUGUACAUACAGAAUAUCAAUUCAGAGCAUCACAAACAAGGGUAACUCAGAUGAACUGCAGUGCACUUUGUUAGUUGGGAAGGAUGUUAUAGUGGCCCCCUCUAAUCUUAAAGUGGACAACAUAACCCAGAUUUCUGCUGAGCUGUCCUGGCUCCCUACAAAUAGUAAUUACAGUCAUGUGAUCUUUCUUAAUGAAGAAGAAUUUGACAUUGUCAAGGCUGCUAGCUACAAGUAUCAUUUUUUUAAUUUGAAGCCCAAUAUGGCCUACAAGGUGAAGGUUAUGGCAAAGCCCCAUCAGAUGCCCUGGCAGCUUCCCCUGGAGCAGCGAGAAAAAAAGGAGGCCUUUGUGGAAUUUUCUACAUUGCCAGCAGGUCCUCCAGCUCCACCUCAAGAUGUUACUGUACGGGGUGGGUCCACCCCAGCAACCAUACUGGUGUCCUGGAAACCACCAACUCUGACAGCAACAGGGACCUCCCAUGGGGCCAAUGUUACAGGCUAUGGUGUUUAUGCAAAAGGUCAACGGGUGGCAGAGGUGAUCUUUCCCACAGCAGAGAACACAUUGGUGGAGCUAAUGCGACUAAGGAGUUUGGAAGCCAAGGAAGUUACUGUUAGAACACUGUCUGCACAAGGGGAAUCAGUGGAUUCUUCUGUUGCUGCCAUUCCAUCUGAUCUACUGGUGCCUCCAACCCCUCACCCCAGAACUGCUCCCAAAUCUAAGCCAUUAGCAAGUGCCGGAGCCCCAGAAACCAAAGAAGAACAUUUAGGUCCACAUUUGAAAAUGGAUGAGUCAUGGGAGCAGACUCGUUCGGCAUCCCCUGUUCAUGGACACAUGCUUGAGCCCCCUGCUCCCAACUUCCACAGCCCGCUCCAGGGGAGGAGGUCUCCAUCACCUAACCGAAUACUCCCUCAACCUCAAGGCACGCCUGUCCCAAAUACUGUUGCAAAAGCCAUGGCAAGAGAAGCUGCACAACGAGUUGCAGAAAGCAGUAGGAUGGAGAGGAGGAGUGUUUUUAGUGAAAGGAGUAAUGUAGCCCAGUAUGCCAACUCAGAUGAAGAGGAAGAUGGCUAUGAUUCUCCUAAUGUCAAAAGAAGGGGGGCUUCAGUUGAUGAUUUCCUGAAAGGGUCAGAACUUGGAAAGCAACCUCACUAUUGCCAUGGUGAAGAGUACCAUACAGAGAGCAGCAGAGGUUCUGACUUGUCUGAUAUUAUGGAAGAAGAUGAGGAAGAGCUGUACUCAGAAAUGCAGCUGGAGGAUGGAGGAAGGCGACGAGUCAGCGUGACUUCACACAAUGCACUUAAGGAGUGCGAUAAGACCACUGAAGCCACUUAUUUGGAACAGCCUGACUUUUCACAGCAGAUACAUCACAGUAAAAAGCUUUUCAGUAUUCCAGAAGUAGCUGAAGAGGAUGGUGAAUACUCUGAACUGCUGUACAAGCAGGGUUUAGGUAUGCCCUAUAAAAAGAAUCCCACAAUAGCUAGAGACUCUAGACCACCUAGGCCCUACAAUCAAGAUCAGCAGCACAACUUCUGGUACCCAGCCAAGCACAGAAUUUCAGGCAUGGAGGAUUUUGCUGCAGACGACAAAGGAUGUAAAUAUAGCCGGUCUUUAUCGAGGAGCCCAGACAGUGGACUAGACUGUGGAAGUGAAGAAGAAGAAUCUCGCUUUAAUUUCAGAUAUACUUGUGAUUCAGUUUCUGCCAACGUUGCAUCUAGCUGUUGUGCAGAGACUGCUAACUGUUCGUGCAGGAAAAGCAUGAGGCCAUUGCUUGCUCGCAGGAAAACCUUAACCAGACAAACCAGCAUCGAAGAGGAUUUUGGUGACCUGGGUCCUUCCUUUGUAGAGCCCAGAAGUGAACAGGUCAAGCCCAGUUAUGAGAAAAAGUAUGAGACUCAGAAAUGCACUAGAACAGAUAAUUUGUCUAACGAAGAUGUUCAGGGAGGCUGGAAGACCGACUUAAAAAUGGCUGACUCUAGGGCAGCUGGUCCACUUGCAAAGCCAUCCCACAGAGAUGCAGAAGACUCUCUGCUUUUAGGUAAUCCAUCAUCUGCAGGACGGCCUGAAAGGGUGGAGCAUGCAGGGCGAAGGUCCUCUCAUGGCAGUGCAGUGCCACAAAGGUCUCGACCAAUGUUGGUCCCUUCCAUUGAAAUUACAAUGGACAGUAACAGUGAAGGCGGUCGGUCUCGGUCAGGUAGUGAGGGAAAUAUUUCACCUGUAGAAGAAGAAGCUUAUUAUCGCAGCAUUGGUGGACACAAGAAAUGGCCUCAGCAGCGUACCAUGGCCUCUGAAUCUAGAUACGAUGGCUAUGGUGGUCAUGACCAUCUUUCUCCAGAUAUGUAUGAAGAAUCAGAAACAGAUCCUGGCACAGAAGAUCUUUCUACUCGAAUAUUUGUUGCACUCUUUGACUACGAUCCACUGACAAUGUCCCCAAAUCCUGAUGCUGCGGAAGAGGAGCUGCCAUUUAAAGAAGGACAGAUCAUUAAGGUUUAUGGGGACAAAGAUGCUGAUGGAUUCUACCGUGGAGAAACCUGUACAAGGAUUGGCCUUAUUCCGUGCAAUAUGGUCUCUGAGAUCCAAGCAGAUGACGAAGAGAUGAUGGAUCAGCUCCUAAAACAAGGCUUUCUUCCUUUGAACACACCAGUGGAAAAAAUAGAAAGAAACAGGCGGAGUGGCAGACAGCAUUCUGUGUCCACGCGGAGGAUGGUGGCACUGUACGAUUAUGAUCCCAGAGAAAGCUCUCCCAAUGUUGAUGUAGAGGCAGAGCUGACGUUCUGCACAGGGGACAUCAUUACUGUCUUUGGCGAAAUUGAUGAAGAUGGGUUUUACUAUGGAGAACUUAACGGACAAAAGGGGCUGGUUCCUUCCAACUUCCUUGAAGAAGUGCCUGACGAUGUGGAAGUGUUUCUGUCUGACGCGCCCUUGCGCUACACUCACGAUACACCGAUGCGUACAAAAGCAAAAAGGGUUCCUCCUGAGAAUACAGGUACAUCACGGAGAGCACCAUCCCCCACAGUCCAUCUCCAUUCUGGGUCACCUACGUCACCUAUGGGUUCUGGUAGUCCCGGGAGAGGCAGGGAUAUGUCCUCGAAAAAGAAAAAGGGGCUGCUUUCCAAAGGCAAGAAACUGCUGAAAAAGCUGGGUGCAGUGAAAUGAGUCAUGUUCUCCUGGACAACUUGUAAAGCUUCCAGUCUGUGUAUUUAUUUUUUCUUUAAACGUCAAAACUAGGGCUUUCAUGACUAUGCAGUGCAACUUCCCCAAACCUUUGCGUUUUUAACUCUGACAUCAAUACAAUCAUGGGAAUUGCUUAAUCAAAACAGCAAGAAAAAAAGAAAUGGAUUAGUUGUUGCAAAUAUUUCUUUAAAACAAAAUUGACUAAAAUUUUUGGGGGAUUAAGACCAGAAGAACGUGGUUUUACUUGAAGUCAACUUCACACCUGCAACUCCACUGGAUAAAUCUCAGCCUUUAGUCUCCUUUAACCACGAGUGGGGCAAGAAAACUCUGUUCGUUGACUCCAAGUGCAGAGAGAUCACCCUACUCUAGCUAAUCUUUAUCACUAACAAAAAUGGUCUUGAAACUCCUAGUUUAAUCAGCCUUGAUGUUUUGCCUUAUUAAUGCACAAUGAUUUGUACUGUCUAAUAAAUAUACAGUGUAUAAUUUGUAUGUACUGUGUAUUCAGCUGUCUUCAUCUUCCCUCAAACAUGGUAAUUUAAGAUCAAGUACUCUGUUACUGACACCAUCCACUGUCCGAUGUAACUCCUGGGAGUUUGAAAGUGCUGUGCAAAAUGCUUUUUUUUCCUGGUUUUGCUUCUUUUUUUUUUCUCUUUUUUCUUUUCCAAACCAGACCCCUUGUACUGAUUUCUUUUGUCAACAUUUUCACUAAGCUGAACUCAGAUACACUCUAAGUGAUUCAGAGACUCACCUAGUUCCAACUGUACCACCUCCAGUUUUGGAGCUCCUGCUUCCAUGUUCUAAAUUAGGGGGGAGGAAAAAAAACACAACCCACACUCAAAACCACCACCACAACCACCCUUCAAUCCCCAGUGUUUUCCCCUGUGGAGGUACAGUACUAAGUUAAAGGCAUUUUGAUAUUGCUGACGUCAGAUUGACCGUCGAGUGCACGUCUACAGUAAAAAGUGAAAAACUGUGUUACAUACCCAAGCCGUAGCCAGUAAAAAGGCUGCACCAGGUGAUAAUCAAAUAUCAGCUGCAGUAUUGGCACCUUCAGCAAACCAAUCGUACACACUGAUGGCAGUCAUUGGCUGGUACUAUUUUGUAAUUCUUGUCCAUUUGUAAAUUGUUUUUACUGUUUAUACAUACUUUUCAGACUGCCUUUCUUUUUGUAAUUUCUGGAAGGUUUAUAAAUGAAUGAUCAAAGCUUCCCCAUUGUGUCUUCAGAUAAUAAUGUAAAUUCCUGUAAGAUACCGUGUGCUAGAUUAUCACAGUUCAUUAAAGAAAAUAACUGGCCGAAAUUUGUGGUAAAGUACUGUGUGGGUGUGUGCAUGUGUACAACUGUUGUGUAUUAUAUUUUAUAUAAAUAAAUAAUUUGAUAUUUUGUAGAGUGC